AUGGCAGCCCCCAUGGGCUCCUGCUCAAUUGGAUAUUUUGCCUCUACAAAGUGUGGAAUAUCAUCACUGCACCCUUCACUUACAACUUUAUCAAGAUUAAAGGACUGCCAGAGGAAUAUACAAGCUCAUUUGUUGAAAGUUGGAUUAAAUGCAGGUGUAACAGGAAUAGCAGACGUCACAUACGAGGGGGAAUUUAUUUCUAAAAGAGUGGGGUUGUUUACUGUUGAGAGUGACUUUAGUGUUUGUCCAUAUCAUAGAGAUGUCCUUGGAAUAAACUGGAGACAAAAGGCAUUGUGCCAGUAUCCAAUUCAUGAGGGAAAGGCCAAGCCUUACCGGAGCUUUACAACAACCAUGAGCAGACGAAUGUUAGCCGACUUUGGUGUACUUGUGCCCAUUGGCUCGGGAAUAUGCAGAAAAUGUAAUGGGGAAUACAUGUACUUGAAAGCAUAUACAUCAUGUACAGAAAAAAAGGAUAUCAAUGGCAAUGGCAUGGAUAUAGAGAUUGAUGAUCCAAAUGAAGACAACCCUAAUGUUAAUAAAUUUUCAAAAUUAGUGGUUACAACAAACAUGACAGAUGAGGAAGAUGAGCAGUGUAACUAUACACUUCGCACAAGAAAGACAAAUUUAUCUGCCUUUGAUAAGUUAAUAAAAGUGGUAUCAAAGUCACUGUCUAGUUAUAGCCAUCACGAUAAUUUGGUGUAUGUCAAGUUCACUGUGACAAAUGGAGCCUUCAGAGAGAGAGAGAUGAACUAG
Mytilus trossulus (common blue mussel) is the source of this 753-nucleotide messenger RNA. RefSeq lists its product as uncharacterized. The coding region runs from base 1 to 753 and encodes 250 amino acids. Lineage: Eukaryota; Metazoa; Mollusca; Bivalvia; Mytilida; Mytilidae. The record is from RefSeq and is a predicted model, not a curated record. The transcript has 5 exons.